Molecule: messenger RNA, 1457 nt
Organism: Vicia villosa (hairy vetch)
Lineage: Eukaryota; Viridiplantae; Streptophyta; Magnoliopsida; Fabales; Fabaceae
Exons: 8
Coding region: 600-1253 (217 amino acids)
Cellular component (GO): endoplasmic reticulum; membrane
Molecular function (GO): long-chain fatty acid-CoA ligase activity
Source: RefSeq, a predicted model, not a curated record
UCUUCAUCUCCACAAACAGUUGAACGUUGAGCCUUAUCGUUAUUUUCAAUGGCAUUGUCACAAUUUCGUUCUUCUCUCAAAUUCGGUAACCCAUUUCCAAUGGCAACACUCUCUUCCUUCAUCAUCUCCUCCAAAACCCUAACCACCCCAAAACCUCAUCUCUCAAUUUCAACAACCUCUCCAUCCGUACCAAAAUCCGUACCCGGAACCCUAUCCAAAUUCGCGCGGCGGCCAAAGAAGAUUUCUCUUCCAACAAAAGCGGAAGCAAUGAGCAGAAGGAAACGAUUAUGCUUCCCGGUUGUGACUACAACCAUUGGCACUUACCUUCAAACUCUUGCUACUGUCUUGGGAAGUUUAGCUUUUGGAAGAAAAAUGCAGAAUUUGUCCUCGCUCGCAAGGUGUUCGAUGAAAUGUCCCAACCGAAUUCCUUUUGUGGCGAAGUUAGCGGUGAGAGAGGAAUUUGAUUUAAUUGAUGUUAACGGCUCAAUAUACUUAAUCCUGACACUAGGAAUUUGAUUCAUUGGCCAAACGGCCAGGUUCUGAGUGGAGAACUAGACUCACAUUGCUGCAGCUAUCCUAUUCUUUACAAUGUAAUAUACAUGGAGGUAAUCCUUAAGCAUAGAGAUCUUAAGGAGGAGUGGGUGUGGUUGCUAGAAAGGCUGGAUUAUUUUCCCAACCUUCGAAAUCUUACCAUUAUCGAGGACAAUGGGAAUGGAGACGAAAUUGUGUAUAAUUGGAGGGAACAAACAUCUACUCCGGAAUAUCUUUCAACACAGCUUAGAACAUGUUUGAUUAAACAAUUUACAUACACAGAAUGUGGUCUUCAAUUUGCUGAAUAUAUUUUGAGGAAUUCAAAGGUACUGGACACAAUGUCAAUCAAGAGUGCUUCAUUCAUAAAUGAAAAUGUCAAGAACCAAAUGUUAAUGAUAUUAGCUUCGGAGGAAUUCAAAGAGGUAAAACUUGUAGGUGUUCCGGAAAUGAACUAUACAUAUGAUGAUCAGCCAAACCCCCAUGGUGAAAUUUGUAUCAGGGGUCCCAUUAAUUUUCAAGGAUAUUACAAAGAUGAAGUUCAAACUGGAGCGAGGAGGUCUGUCAAGGAACGUCAUGAUAGGAGCAUCAGUGUAUCUACUUGGCAGCAACGCCAAGUCACCGGCAAGAGGAACAAGAAUGAAGAGGAUGAUUGUUGUCUUGGCAGGAAUGAAGAGGAAGAUUCCAUUAUGAAGAUGAAGGCUGCCCAAUUCUCAUCUCAUUAAACUUGAAUUCUCUCACUUAAUUUGGAGUCUAGUGAUCUUGUUUUAGGGAUGCAUGGAAUUGGUGCUGAGAUUGGUUACUUUGUUUUAAACUCACUCUUUUUUACUAUCUAAUGUCCUGAUGCUUAUAAUUGUGUAGAAUUUUUAUAGUAACUUGUUCUAUGAAUUUGUCUUGUAUAAAUUCAAAAUUUUUAAAUUAAAUUAUCU